Ciona intestinalis (vase tunicate) is the source of this 1417-nucleotide messenger RNA. RefSeq lists its product as uncharacterized. NCBI's taxonomy places the organism in Eukaryota, Metazoa, Chordata, Ascidiacea, Phlebobranchia, Cionidae. Gene Ontology annotation, molecular function: zinc ion binding; RNA binding. The record is from RefSeq and is a predicted model, not a curated record.
GUGCAUUUAUUUUUCAUUUCUUUAUACAUAAGCGUCUGUCUUAUUAUUUUUUUAUAACUUUUUAAUAGAUUUAGUUUUUACCAGUACGCAGAUUUGUUAAAAUGUCGUCGAGGUCAUUUCGUGCGAGCUCCGAUCGAAAAGUUUACGUUGGCAAUCUUGGAACGCACGCAUCAAGAGAGGAUCUUGAAGAAGAAUUCAGCUACUACGGAAGAUUGGACAGCGUUUGGGUCGCAAGAAACCCUCCAGGUUUUGCGUAUGUUCUUUUCGAAGAUGCCCGAGAUGCAAAAGAUGCCGUUCGUGGAUUAGAUGGAAAAAUAAUUUGCGAUCGAAAAGUAAGAGUUGACAUUUCAAACUCCCGAAGUACCGGUCGGCCUGCACGACGUGGUCCUGCUCCAUAUGAUAGAUAUGGAGGAGGAGGUGGUGGUGGAAACCGAGGGUUUCGAAGCGAUAUGAGAUGUUACAACUGCAGCGAGACCGGUCACUUUGCACGUGAUUGCCCAAGGUCUAGAGGUGUGGGUAGGCGUCGCCGCUCCCGCUCUUAUUCUAGGUCCCGUUCACGAUCUCGAUCCUACUCCAAGUCCAGAUCUCGUAGUCCAAGGAGAAAGAGAUCACGCAGAAGUCGAUCGCGCAGCACAUCAAGUGCUGAGCGCAAAAGUCGCAGCCCAAGAAAAUCAAGUCGUGAAGAUCGUCGACGUAGGACCAGAUCUGAUCGCUCCAGCCGUUCCAGAUCAAAAUCGGAAGAUAAGAAAGGUUCUCGUUCCCGUUCAAGAAGUCGUGACAAAGAUCGGAAGAGUCGCUCUCGAUCCAAAUCCGUGGAGUAUAUUGAGAAGAGGGAUUCUAGAAGUCGAUCACGCAGUGCUGAUAAAUCAAAGAAGAGCAGAUCAAAAUCUCUGGAUCGAUCCAGGGAUCGCAGUGCCUCAAGGAGCAGAUCUCGUAGCAGGAGUCCUCGGGGUAAUAAAUCUAAAAGUAGGUCCAGAUCUCGUACCCCAGUGAAUGGUGUCGAGAAUGGAAAUUCUCCACGGAAUCGCAGUAGAUCUCGUUCUAGGAGCAAAGAUAAUGCACCCGAAGAUGAGAGGCAAAAAGAACAUUCCAGAUCACCGAGUCCCAAUCGCUCUGAUAAUGAAAACUGAUGAUAUUUUUAAAAAAUUCGACCAACGCAUAAUUUCUGUUCAAUGACAGAAAUGGUUCAUUUUUGUAUCCGCUGAACUGCAAACAUUCCUAAAACGUUUGGGAUCUUUUUAUCCGAUAAACUGUAACUUUUACACAUGAUCAUCAAUAAUUACAGUUUAAGUUUUAAGUUAAUUUUAUGAACACUAGAUCUUUGUAUUGUCACCAUACUCGAAAAUGCGUCAUUUGAAAAUCUUGUAAAUUAGUUCGACCAUCAAGUGUAAAUAAAACGUUUGUGUAGUUCAUAUAA